Aspergillus pseudoviridinutans is the source of this 783-nucleotide messenger RNA. RefSeq lists its product as uncharacterized. The coding region runs from base 1 to 783 and encodes 260 amino acids. Lineage: Eukaryota; Fungi; Ascomycota; Eurotiomycetes; Eurotiales; Aspergillaceae. The transcript has 3 exons. The record is from RefSeq and is a predicted model, not a curated record.
AUGACACCAGCUCCGUCGGAUCAUGGCAGCUUUGCUUCCAUAGAUGAGGCCACCCUUCAAAGACGCAAGAGGCCUUUUUCUGAGGCCAUGGGAGGAAACGAGGGGUCCACACAUCCAGGUGCAGCUCCCCAGGAUCCCCCAUCUCGGGGCCUGUACUAUCAAGGCGGCAGCUGUCCGCCGUGUGUGCCGCCAAUGCAUACUUCCGCACUAAAUCUUUUCGGAAGCCUGCUACCCCCGAUGGCACAGCGUCCCGACUCUCCCGAGCCGCCGCAGGGUCACGCAAACCCAGUCACAGUCUCUCAUGCCACUCUAGAUAUGUUGAACAUGGCUGCAACCCGUCCACCACUCGGGUUUGAGCAUCAUAAAUACCCUGGUACUCAGCAGUUUGUCCCUUCUCGCAUUACCAGCGAUGGCACCAUGUCCAUGCAUCUCGCUCACGUUGCCUCCACGUUUGGCGGAUAUGAUGGCCCACAGCUUCUCCAAGGAUUUGCGCCACAAAGUAUGCCGCCGUACAGUCCGAUGCAGUGGACGCAGGGCCGGCCAAUUCCUGGUCAUGGAGGCGAAUAUAUGGUUGGUACGCAGUUUCAAGAGUCGCCAGCGCCGGUUAGAAAUAACGUAGAAGGGGAAACUUCGGGCUUUCAACGAGCGCGCCGUGGAAAGUUAGCGCAGCUCUACGAACGGUUCCUAACACCAAAAAAGGGACCCCUUAUGGGGCUUGGUUACAGUAUGAUCGCUUAUCGUGGAAAGAAGCAAGCGUGUUGGCUCAACUCCGGACUGGCAUGA